Molecule: messenger RNA, 3246 nt
Organism: Mya arenaria
Lineage: Eukaryota; Metazoa; Mollusca; Bivalvia; Myida; Myidae
Product: neuromedin-U receptor 2-like
Exons: 1
Coding region: 22-1308 (428 amino acids)
Biological process (GO): G protein-coupled receptor signaling pathway
Cellular component (GO): plasma membrane
Molecular function (GO): G protein-coupled receptor activity
Source: RefSeq, a predicted model, not a curated record
UUGGAACAAAUACGGUGAAAGAUGUCUAGAAUGCCACCACCGGGAUGUGCUCCGUAUGAGGAAUACCCUGAUCCGUACUCUGAAACAGUGAAAUAUUUGUGGAAAAUUAUCCCACUUGUAGUAGUUAUCAUCGGAUUGUGUGGUAACAUUUUGACUGUCAUCAUUCUAUUACGACAGAGAAGAAAAACAUCGUCGACGGCACUUUUUCUGUUUACAUUGGCAAUAUCAGAUACGAUCACCCUACUGAGUUCUCCUAUACGUAAUUGGUUGCUUCGUGGCAUAGAAGAAAAAGACGUUCGAAAUAUGAGUGAACUUGGAUGUAAGUUCUCGAACUUUUUUACGUACGCAUCUGUGCAGUUUUCGUCGUGGAUUCUGGUCGGUGUCACGUGUGAACGGCUCAUUAGCGUCGUGUGGCCGCACCGGGUCCGGCUAGGAUGCACUCCUCGCGCUGCGAUCGUGACCAUUUUUGCACUGCUGAUUCCCAUCCUGGGCCUGAAUGCCCAUAUGUUUUACGGACAUGGAAAUUCCAGCUUAGUACCACGUGAUGGGCCUUGUGAACCAUUGUAUAUAGGGUACUCAAAGUUUUGGGACAAAUACUGGCCGUGGAUUGAUUUUGCAGUUGCAUAUGCCGUCCCAUUCCUUUUUUUGGCUGUGAGCAAUACAGUCAUCAUAUACAAAAUGCAUAAGACACAUAGACAGAGACGGCGCAUUAGUUCUGUUGGUAAACACGGGGUCGACAACAGUGCCCGAGAUAAGAAGCUUGUGACAAUUGUUUUGGUCAUUUUGACUGUCAGCUUCUUCAUCUGUCUGACACCCGUUCAAAUCUUCUUUAUCUACCAGCCGUAUUGGAGGGAGAGAGUAUUUGAAGAAUACUUUUGUCAAGACUGGAAGCGAUUCGCCGAGGAGACAGGGAAGUUUCAGCUCGUUUUCGCCAUCGUUAAUCUUCUAUCUUACAUAAAUGCAGGGUUUAAUUUCUUUCUGUACGUGAUAAGUGGCUCCAAGUUCCGACAUGAAGUUAAGGCCCUGUUUAUGUGUACACCGAGUGGUGACGCCGUUUUUGGUUCGAGUACCUCAAGUAGUGCGCGCAGGCAUCUUACACAUGCCACAUCAGUGCAGAGUAGAUUAUCAUCGCAAAAUAGUUUAAGCAGAUCAAGUGAUGACGCGGUCAAAGGGCAUAAUAUAGACGUUCAACAUGCAAAAAACUGUCGUUCAGAGGUAAAAACUUCAGCUCCAGAAGAUGUUGUUGUCGAUUAUGGUGUGCAAAACAAAGGUUUUGAUGUGAACGACAGUUUCAAUACAAAGCUGUAACACAACUUUGAUAGAAAUGCUGCUUAUAUACUGAAAGUCAAUGAAAACGCACCACUGUAGCAAGUUUUUGAUAGGCUAAGAUUCAAAUACUGUCAAAAAACGUUUUAAAGCAUGUACAUUACUUCUUCCGUGCUCCGCCGACUUCGCAUAUAUACUCCUCAAGUUUUGUGUCGGGAAUUAUCGAAUAAUUUAGUUACCAUUUUGAAACAUUAUAAUGCUAGCUUUGUUUCUUAUCCAUGAUUUUUUUCGAUAUAGACUUCUUGAUGAGGUUCAUCACACGUGGGCCAGAAUAAUUUUAUUCGAAAAUAAUUUUAUAUGGCGUUUCGCUAGGCAAUGUCUUUACAAGGUUCUGAAAUUCUUUUCGAAGGAACAAUUCCUGCUACUGACGUGACGUCUUUAAACGUAAUAUUUUCUCUGUGUUGAAUACAUACUACAUGUACCGACUCGGAUUAAGCUGCGGUGCGUUUUCAUUGGGUGUCAGUAUAUUUACUAAACAAAGCUUAUUGAUAAAUGGCUGGACUAGCCUGAGAUUGAGCGUUGACAAACUGGUCCAAAUCCGAAGUGGUUCCUACUUAAAUUUCACUGUCCUAGCCAAUUAAGUUACAAAAUUAACUAUGACUAUGUAGAGUAUAGUUGUUGAUCGUUAAAUAGUUUAUCGAAUGAACCUUUAGUUGUAUAUGUGCAAAAUUACCUUUUGGUGUUCACGAGGUGAAAUAUACUGCGAUCUUACACUAAAACAAACCAUUUUUACUAUAUGCUUAAAAGGGAUAUAAAAUGACAUUUAAUUGUAGUUUUCAGAAAAGCGCGGCAAAUUAAAUAAAAAAAGAACGUAACAUUAUUUCGAUAUUGACGUCUUUGAAAUUAUGUCCCAGCCAAUGGACUUUUAUCUUUGAUUUGGACGGGAAAGCAGACUAAUGUUUUAUCUUGUUUAAAACAGUGACAUCUAGUAUAUAUCUUUUAAUAGCUAGAUAACUAAAAACCACCUGAAAGCAUAUAAUAAAGCAUAAAGUUGACAAUUGUUUUAUAUUUCUGUUGCCUUCUAAUUUUUGUUUGAACUCGCGCCUUUACAUUUUGCUACUGAGCUUGUUUCUGUAGUUUUUUUUCAUAAAUAUUUGACUAGGUUUCGGGUGAUAUUUGGCCUGCUGGACCUGUCAUUGCAGUUUCCAUAUGUUUUAUUAUUAAUACUUCCAUUCUGAACUAAACAAUUUGAACAGAGAUUUAUCGUAACAAAUAUGUUCAUUUUCCAUUAACUGAUUGAUAUGUUUUCAGUUCUGAUUGGAUCCAUCAUUAAUUGGAUUUCGCUUGACUUUAAUUAUUCAAAGUAGAGAUAUAACCGGGUGUAUAAGGGUUGUAUAAGGGUUGUUUAAAAAGACAAUGUGUUAUGCAUGGCCAUUUAUAUUGCCAUUAAAACAUGUUAUUUAUUUUUCAUGAUGGCAAUGUUUUCACUACAUUACUACUGUCAAAGCACAAGUUCAACAUAGGUUUGUAUGUUGCAUGCACAGUUGAGCAUGUACUCAUUUAAUGUUAGAUUAUCCAAUCAAGACAAUUCAUAUGAGCAAAUUUUGCAAUAUUGUAUCACUGGUAAUUGCUGUCGUGAGUGAGGUACAUUAACCGCUUCGCUACCUAUAAAACUUGAUAAAUUUAAUGUAAAAUUACAGCGCUUUUACAACUGUUUUAUUUUAGAAGGAUCGGUUCACUUUCGUAACACUUAAAAACGUUUUAUUACAUCUAUAGAGAGAAGUGAUUUUGUCAGUUUGAUCACUAGAAAAAGAUUUGUUUAUCCAAAAAACAAAUGAGUGAUUUUAUGACCGAAGCCUUCAAAGAUAUAUCUCCAAAUAUUCUGGUGAACGCAACAAGGCAAUAUAUCGAACUAUUAUCAAUUUUGUUCUUGCUGUCUUUUUAUCAUGUCGCAUGUGUUCAUAGAUUUUGUGUCAUAUU